Aspergillus terreus NIH2624 is the source of this 1494-nucleotide messenger RNA. RefSeq names its product betaine aldehyde dehydrogenase. The coding region runs from base 1 to 1494 and encodes 497 amino acids. Lineage: Eukaryota; Fungi; Ascomycota; Eurotiomycetes; Eurotiales; Aspergillaceae. The record is from RefSeq and is a predicted model, not a curated record. The transcript has 2 exons. Gene Ontology annotation, molecular function: aldehyde dehydrogenase (NAD+) activity.
AUGGCUACCAUCUCCCCUCGUCAGCUCUUCUACGACGGAAAGGCGCAACCCGCCUCCUCCGGCAAGACCUUUCCCACCUUCAAUCCUUCCAACGCCACCGCACUGGCCGAAAUCCCCGUCGCCUCGCACUCCGACAUAGAUGCCGCCAUCGCCGCCGCCGACCGCGCGUUCCCCUCCUGGUCGCAAACCCCUCCCAUUGCGCGCGCCCGCAUCCUCCACAAAGCGGCCGCCAUCCUGCGCGAACGCAACGACGAGAUCGCGAAGGUUGAAUCUCUCGACUCCGGCAAAGCGUACACCGAAACGAGUACCGUCGACGUCGUGACCGGCGCCGAUGUUCUGGAAUACUACGCCAAUCUGGUCGGUGGCGGUGGGUUAAACGGUGAAACAACACAACUGCGCGAGGACGCGUGGGUGUACACCAAAAAGGCCCCGUUGGGUGUCUGUGCGGGCAUCGGCGCCUGGAACUAUCCCAUCCAGAUUGCGCUCUGGAAGUCGGCCCCCUGCCUCGCGGCGGGUAACACUAUGGUCUACAAGCCCAGCGAGUUCACCCCACUGCACGCCCAGACGCUGGCCGAGGUCUACCGGGAAGCUGGUCUUCCCGCGGGCGUCUUCAACGUCGUCUACGGCGCCGGCGACGUCGGCUCCUACCUGACAGCGCACCCGACCAUCGCCAAAGUGUCCUUCACGGGCCAGGUGUCGACCGGCAUGAAGGUGGCCGGGUCGGCAGCCGGCAACAUGAAGUACGUGACGAUGGAGCUGGGCGGCAAGAGCCCGCUCCUCAUUCUCCCCGACGCGGAUCUCGAGAACGCCGUCAACGGCGCCAUGAUGGCCAACUUCUACAGCACGGGCCAGGUGUGCACGAACGGGACCCGCGUCUUCGUGCCGGCCAGCAUGAAGGCCGCCUUCGAGCAGCGCCUGCUCGAGAAGAUGCCGCACGUGCGCGCCGGCCCGCUCUUCGACGAGGCUACCAACUUCGGCCCGCUGAGCUCCGCCGCCCACCUCGACAAGGUGACCGCGUACAUUCGCCACGGCAUCGAGGUCGACAAAGCGACCCUGCUCACCGGCGGCCUCGGCAAGCCGGCCGUGCCCAAGGAGCUCGAGAACGGGUACUGGGUGCGUCCGACCGUCUUCACCGACUGCACGGACGACAUGCGCAUCGUCAAGGAAGAGAUCUUCGGGCCCGUCAUGUCCAUCCUGUACUACCAGACCGUCGAGGAGGCCGUCCAGCGCGCGAACACCACUGAGCUGGGGCUGGCCGCCGGCGUCUUCACCAAGGACCUGAACUUGGCCCAUCGCAUUAUUGACCAGCUGCAGGCUGGUAUCACCUGGGUCAACACCUGGGGUGAGAGUCCCGCCGAGAUGGCGGUCGGCGGCUGGAAGAAGAGCGGGGUCGGUGUUGAGAAUGGUCGGCGCGGUAUUGAAGCGUGGGUGAAGAACAAGAGCACGCUGGUGGAUAUGUGUGGUGAGGUUCCCACCGUGUUUGCCAAGCUCUAG